UGUAUCAAUGCGCCCGGUCCCCGUUCGCUCCGGGAUCCUGAAGCACGGACUCGCGGAGAGGAGCAGCGUCGCUUCCUUGCAGGAUUUAUUUGUUUGUGGAAAAAUUUAUCUUUUGUUUUUCCGUUCUAAAGCAGCGCGCAUUCCGAAUGACCACGACUCGCUCGGACGGCCCUCCUCCACUCGCCAGGCUUUGCAUGUGUUGCUUUUGUCCUGCAGGAGAGAAGGCAGGCUUUGUUUUUUGGUGGAUCUAGAGCUGAAGGAGGCAGUGCCAGGCGCUGCUGCUGCUGCUGUGGGCUGGACCGGCCACGGAUGGGAAGGUGUCAGACUGUACUUAAACAGAGUGUUGGGUCCGUGAGGACAGCUAUGUGGAGACCUGUUACAGCUCCGUUGGAAGACACUUCAAGUGAUCUGCCAGUUUGUUUCCCUUAAACGUGGGCCGCAUUUGAGAGUUUGGAUACUUUCCAGUUUGGCAACCCAUAAUAGAAUUCGAUUUUGGAUUUCUGUGCUUGUUGGAUCUAUGCGUUCAUCCUUCUGGAAUCUCGUGUGCGUAUUGCAUUCCAAGCAAAGUCACACAGCAUCAGCCGGUUUUGGAAUUCGGAUAAUUGCACAUUCCUCACUGGAGUACAGUUAUUGAGCUUUCCAGUACAGGUGUUCGUUUGGAAAUCGUUCUGCAUCCACCUCUGGCGCAGGCGAGCUCCCAACAGGAAGUGUUCGCUUGAGUGUGUCAUCUGGGGAAAUGGAUGGCCCGCGGUGCAGCGGGAUCCGGAAAAAGCGGAAGUCUCGGUCGGUGCGAGACCGGGAGCGUGUGUCUAAUGGGAUCAGGAAUAACCAUGUCCGGGGCACCGUGCCUCGAUUCACCUCAGAUUCGGAGAGGGAAGACAGCACCAACCCCUCGUCUUCCUCACGACCCAAGCCACCGAGGAGGAAGAGGAAGGAGUCUACCUCUGCUGAGGAGGACAUCAUUGACGGAUUCUCAAUAUCGGGAUUCAUGACGCUGGAAGCUCUUGAGAAGGACAUGACCCUGAAGCCUCACGAGCGGAGACAGAACCAGACAGGACCGCUGCGCAAGAAGAAGCCCGGCCGCGUGCCGAACGGGCUGAGCUUGGACCUCAACCACAACAACCACCAGCACCACCACUCUGAUCAGGAGAACAACCCUCGCCUGGCCCAUACGCACAGCAAGAAGAAGAAGAAACACCUGCAGAAGAAACACCGACCUCUGAAGCCGGGUCAGAACAACUGUAAAGACAGCGAUAGCGAGAGCGUGAGUGGGGAAUCCAAACCCUCCAUCCGGAGCAGCUCCAGAGACAGACCGACAGACUGUGAGAGCGAGAGUGACCAAGAAGACAAGGGCUCAGAUGCCAGCUCAGAGAAACUCUUCAGCACAGCUGCAGUUAAAGUGAGGAGUUGCGAUGCAGGCACCGUCUGUUCUUUGUGUGCAUGUAAACGUCCCGCCAUGCGUGUAGGAAGUUGGUUCGUGUGGAGUCUGCAGUAAGAAGGCGUGAGUCAAAGGAUCCGGGGAGUCAGUUGAGUUGCUUUUAAAACCUCAGUGUCUUUAGACAGCAGGAGCCCAUCAGCACAUCGCUAAUUUGCUCUUAAAGCCUUUGGAAUUUGAGCUCCCCCAUUUUACAAACCCCAGGCAGGCCAGCAUAAUGGAGCCCAGCCUUGUGAAUCCACAUUCUUCUGUAAUGGUGCGUUACCA
Molecule: messenger RNA, 1702 nt
Organism: Carassius auratus (goldfish)
Lineage: Eukaryota; Metazoa; Chordata; Actinopteri; Cypriniformes; Cyprinidae
Product: autism susceptibility gene 2 protein homolog
Exons: 7
Coding region: 737-1495 (252 amino acids)
Source: RefSeq, a predicted model, not a curated record